AUGUUUGACAGUUACUUUGCUGUGCCAUACUCUUCGCCCAAAUUGGAUAUGGUUGCAAUCCCUGAUUUUCCUGGCGCCAUGGAGAAUUAUGGUUUAGAUACAUACCAAGAAACAGCUUUGCUCUUUGAUGAACAGAAUUCUGCAGCUGCAAACAAGCAAUGGGUUGCAACUGCCAUGGCACGUGAAUUGGCACACCAGUGGUUUGGCAAUCUUGAAACGAUGGAAUGGUGGACACAUUUAUGGCUGAACGAGGGAUUUGCAACAUGGGUGAGCUAUUUAGCUACUGAUAGCAUAUUCCCAGAGUGGAAAAUGUGGACUAAGUUUCUUGAUGAAAUUACUGGGGGUCUUAAGCUCGAUGGGCUUGAAGGAUCUCACCCCAUUGAGGUGGAGAUCAAUCAUGCUACUGAGGUUGAUGAAAUAAGGGAGCUUCUGUUAUCCGGAUGCUACAGAACUAUAUUGAUGCUGAAUGCUUCCAGGUUGGCUUCUGGGCAUGCAGGACUUUUAGAGGAUAGAGAUCUUGAGGAGGUUGUUGGAUUGUGA
Messenger RNA from Prunus armeniaca (apricot), 540 nucleotides. NCBI's taxonomy places the organism in Eukaryota, Viridiplantae, Streptophyta, Magnoliopsida, Rosales, Rosaceae. The record is from the annotation of a GenBank genome assembly.